Molecule: messenger RNA, 4062 nt
Organism: Camelus dromedarius (Arabian camel)
Lineage: Eukaryota; Metazoa; Chordata; Mammalia; Artiodactyla; Camelidae
Gene: PPARD
Product: peroxisome proliferator activated receptor delta
Exons: 7
Coding region: 758-2083 (441 amino acids)
Biological process (GO): fatty acid metabolic process; negative regulation of inflammatory response; cell differentiation
Cellular component (GO): nucleus
Molecular function (GO): RNA polymerase II cis-regulatory region sequence-specific DNA binding; zinc ion binding; nuclear receptor activity
Source: RefSeq, a predicted model, not a curated record
CCCCUUUACUUCUUACUGGAUGAAAUGGGGUCUCUGUCAGUAGGUGAGGAGAAGCCCUCUCUGAGUCCUGAUGGGGAGUGAGACUUGGCAUCUCAGCUCUUUUCUGGUCACUCUGGCUGGUGUUUCAUGGCAGGGCCAGGAAUUCACGCUUAUAAACAGGACAAUUUCCAUCAACUGUGUUCCUAUGGCCUCACUGGGUCAUUCUUGUUUUCCUGCAGAUCUCAGUCCUGAUGCGACCUGGUCAAUACCCUCUGGGCUGCAGAGCAGGGUGCUUCCUGUUUGUCCCCUCAAAGCCUGCACUGCUCCUCUCCCUUCCUCCACUCUUGAGCUAUAAUUAAGUUCCUGAGUGAAACCAUAUCCCUCAGCUGACACACGCAUGUAACCACAGCCCUGGUCAUUGGGCCGCUCCACUGGGGUGACUCUGGGGUCUGGUGUCACAGCCUCCAGACAGUCUUGGGUAGGUCUGAGUAGGUGGUGGAGACUCACUGGGAAAGGCGUUGCCCAAGAGUCAGAAAUUGGGAAGUCAUGGGGAAGAUGAAGGACCAGGGAGCAGCCAGAGGGCCAGCUCACAGAGGUGGAGGGGAAGGACGCAGCCUUGCGGGCAGGAGGGCACCGACAGGGACAAGAUUCUGGAUCCUCGAACCACGAGGCAGAAUGUUGACAGGAACUGCCCUGUAGAGGUCCAUCUGCGUUCAGACCCAGAUGAUGCCAGAGCUAUGACCGGGCCUGCAGGCGUGGCGCCGAGGGGAAAUCAGCCAUGGAGCAGCCACCGGAGGAAGCCCCUGAGGUCCGGGAAGAGGAGGAGAAAAAGGAAGUGGCAGAGGCAGAAGGAGCCCCAGAGCUCAAUGGGGGACCAGAGCACUCACUCCCUUCCAGCAGCUGCACAGACCUCUCCCGGAGCUGCUCCCCCCCCUCACUGCUGGACCAGCUGCAGAUGGGCUGUGACGAGGCCUCGUGUGGCAGCCUCAACAUGGAGUGCCGCGUGUGCGGGGACAAGGCAUCAGGCUUCCACUACGGUGUGCACGCAUGCGAGGGGUGCAAGGGCUUCUUCCGUCGGACGAUCCGCAUGAAGCUGGAAUACGAGAAGUGUGAGCGGAUCUGCAAGAUCCAGAAGAAGAACCGCAACAAGUGCCAGUACUGCCGCUUCCAGAAAUGCCUGGCGUUGGGCAUGUCACACAACGCCAUCCGCUUUGGCCGGAUGCCAGAGGCUGAGAAGAGGAAGCUGGUGGCAGGGCUGACGGCGAAUGAGGGGAGUCAGCACAACUCCCAGGUGGCUGACCUGAAGGCCUUCUCCAAGCACAUCUACAAUGCCUACCUGAAAAACUUCAACAUGACCAAAAAGAAGGCCCGCGGCAUCCUCACCGGCAAGGCCAGCCACACGGCGCCCUUUGUGAUCCACGACAUCGAGACAUUGUGGCAGGCGGAGAAGGGCCUGGUAUGGAAGCAGCUGGUGAAUGGUCUGCCCCCCUACAAGGAGAUCAGCGUGCAUGUCUUCUACCGCUGCCAGUGUACCACGGUGGAGACCGUGCGUGAGCUCACAGAGUUCGCCAAGAGCAUCCCCAGCUUCAGCAACCUCUUCCUCAACGACCAGGUGACCCUGCUCAAGUAUGGUGUGCAUGAGGCCAUCUUCGCCAUGCUGGCCUCUAUUGUCAAUAAGGACGGGCUGCUGGUGGCCAACGGCACUGGCUUUGUCACCCGUGAGUUCCUGCGCAGCCUCCGAAAGCCCUUCAGUGACAUCAUCGAGCCCAAGUUCGAAUUUGCUGUCAAGUUCAAUGCCCUGGAACUUGAUGACAGUGACCUGGCUCUCUUCAUCGCGGCCAUCAUUCUGUGUGGAGACCGGCCAGGCCUCAUGAACGUGUCACAGGUGGAGGCCAUCCAGGACACCAUCCUGCGUGCCCUCGAGUUCCACCUGCAGGCCAACCACCCCGACGCACAGUACCUCUUCCCCAAGCUGCUGCAGAAGAUGGCUGACCUGCGGCAGCUGGUCACCGAGCAUGCUCAGAUGAUGCAGCGGAUCAAGAAGACCGAGACAGAGACCUCGCUGCACCCCCUGCUCCAGGAGAUCUACAAGGACAUGUACUGAGGGGCAGCAGGCCUGGGAGGGCCGAGCACCGGGGCAGGCGCCGCCCACGGGACUUCUCCUUGACCAGCCCUUGAGCACUCGGCGUGGCGCCCCAGCUGCGGGAUCACAUACGCGGCUGCCUGGACACACGGCCCCUCGCUCCCUGUAUCCCCUGCCUCCCUCUCCCUUCCUUGUCUCCCUCCUCAGCCCUUCUUUCUUCUCUCAUUUCUUUGCUCUGUCUCCUGUUUCCUCUCUGUAAGUCUCACUCUUCUUUCCAUCUCUGUCCCUCUUUCUCUUCCUGUGAGACAGUUUGUGUUAUUUCACCAGCAGCAUAGAACAGGACCUCUGCUUUUGCCCCCGGGGCCCCAGAGCAGAAAGGGAAAGGCCUGCCCUCUGCACCCACGGUCACCUUCGAGGGGCAGGGCCUCACUUCUGUCUGCACAGCAAAGGACUCUGCCAUCCAAACAAAGAAACACUAAGUUCUCUGGGCCUGGCUUCCUGGGGAAGCCAAGCAGGGCCUGGGCUGACUGCAGUGGGUCACUGGGUCCCUGGGGGAGGACACCUCACCCAGACUGUCCCCACCCUCCUGAGGCUGAGGCUGGUACCGAUUCAGUGGACCCCUGCUCCCGCAGCAUGCCUCAGCCUCACUGAUACCCACCGCCCUUCCAUUCUUUUCACUGGUCUUCCAGGCCACUGUCGCUGAUGGCCCCCUGUGCUGGCCGCUGGGGGAUGCCCCCCUGCCAGCCUGGAUAGAGGUGGGGUUCCCUCCAGGUAGGAACACACCCCCCCCAACGCAAUUGAAGAGGAGCAGCUCCCUCAAGGGAGGUGGACUUUGGUAGGGAAGGCAGCAAAUGGUAAACUUGAUUCUGACCCCAGGCCUUGGGGUGGCUUCCCCGUCAGCACCCCACUCUCCACUCCUCUGCAGCAGCCACCGAGUCCUGCCCAUGUUGUGUCAGCACUGCAACUCCCACCCCUCUGCCCAGUGCUAGGGCCUGGCCUCAAAUGCACUCUUUUCUCUGGCCGGGAGACACUGACACUGGCUCCAGCCCAGCCGAAGCCCUCGCCCCCCACACACUCCCUGGAGCCCCUCCAGCACACACCACGAGCACUGAGAUCACUUUACCUGUAAGUCCCACACCCCCCACUCUCCCCUCUGAGAGACAGGUGAGUGCCCAGAGGGGCUACAGGUGGACCGGCAGAGCUGCGCCCUUAUUCCCGGGGCUGGGCCAGAUCCCUUGGUGGGCAGAGGAGUCCUGCUGACCCAGCCCAGCACCUGUUCACAGUGGAGGCGCCUGGGAUAAACUUACCCAGCGUGUUAUGACAUCCAUCUGUCCCAGCAGCUCUGCUGCCCUUCCUUUUCCUUGUAUUUGGCCCAGCUGGUCACCUGGAACUCUCCCUGCAGCACCUCCAGUGAUCAGGGACCUUACUGGGCCCAGUGCCUCUCCUGGGCCCUGUCCCUCCCAUCCCCCUUCUACCCGGGGAAGUGCACUAGCCUCAGAGUUAGAGCUGGAUCACAGCUUGGAGCCCCUUCUGAGCAAGGGAGCAGAGAGCCCCCCAGGCUGCUUUCCCAGGGAGGAAGCGGGCCUGGGGGGGUGAGGGGCUGGCUGAGGUCACAGAGAAAGGUGGCAGGAGGCUUGGGGUUAGAACCCAGGCUUUCUGGUUCCUGUCUGCUCUUCCUUCCCAAGGAGCCUUUCCAUGCCCCAGGAUCCCUCUCUGCUGGCAAGAUUCUUCCCUCUCCACUCCCAUCCUCGGCUGACCAGGGAUUUGGGUUGGGGCACUCCUUUUGGGCCAGCGCUGUGAAGGGAGAGGCACUGAGCGCCCCCCCCCAUCCUCAUCCCCCGCCCAGGUCUGGUACUGAGGAUGCAGCUCUUCUCAGUAUCUAAACAAUCUCCAAAAUUGAAAUGUAUAUUUUUGCUAGGAGCCCCAGCUUCCUGUGUUUUUAAUAUAAAUAGUGUACACAGACUGAUGGAACUUUAAAUAAAUGGGAAUUAAAUAUUUAA